This is a messenger RNA of Nanorana parkeri, 505 nucleotides long. RefSeq names its product PDZ domain containing 11 (gene PDZD11). Lineage: Eukaryota; Metazoa; Chordata; Amphibia; Anura; Dicroglossidae. Gene Ontology annotation, cellular component: cell-cell junction; synapse; basolateral plasma membrane. The record is from RefSeq and is a predicted model, not a curated record. The transcript is spliced from 6 exons. Bases 63 to 491 code for a protein of 142 amino acids. Gene Ontology annotation, biological process: protein localization to basolateral plasma membrane; maintenance of epithelial cell apical/basal polarity; neurotransmitter secretion. Gene Ontology annotation, molecular function: protein binding.
ACUGUGAUGGUGUCACGGUUGAAGGAAUUACAAUUCCUAUUUUUUUAUAUGUCUUUGUAGAGAUGGAGGGGCGAGUUACAUAUGAGGAUUACCCCUAUCCUGUCGUCUUCCUGCCUCCCUAUGAGAACCCCCCAGCCUGGAUCCCCCUGCAGGAGCGAGUCUACAACUCGGACUACAACAACGAGCUCGCCCGUUUUCUGCCUCGGUCCAUCCUGUUAAAAAAGCCUCCAGGAGCUCAGCUGGGAUUUAAUAUCCGCGGAGGGAAAGCGUCGCAGCUCGGCAUCUUUAUUUCUAAGGUUAUCCCGGACUCUGAUGCUCAUCGCGCCGGUCUGCAGGAAGGAGAUCAGGUGCUCACUGUGAACAAUGUGGACUUUCAGGAUAUUGAGCACAGCAAGGCUGUGGAGAUUUUGAAAACUGCCAGAGAAAUCUACAUGCAGGUCCGCUACUUCCCAUACAACUACCAGCGGCAGAAGGAGAGAACCGUUCACUAGUCUGAUCUCCGUCU